AAAGUACAGACCUCCACCCCCCCCCCCCCCCACCAAAAAAAAAAAAAAGAACAAUGUUAUCUUGAAUUCUUCAAGAACCAAAAAGAGAACAUUAUACAAAGUGAGGAAGAAAAAUGGCAAUGAUGAUGAAGCAAGGGCUUCUUAUAGGAAGUUCUUGUCCUCAUUUUCUCUCACCCAAAAUUCCCUCUUUCAAACAACCCAUUUUUCACCUUACCAACAAAUGUAGAGAAGAAGAAAAAGAAGUUCUCUUUGUUCAGAAAAAAAUCAAGAAAUUUUUGGCUAUUGAUUUUAAGGAAGUCUUGCAGUUUAGGCAUUCCGCGGCAACAGUAAUCAUGGCUAAUGCAUUGAUGAUGACUUCGCCUUUAGAUGCUUUAGCUGAAACUUGUGAAGCUGAUAACUCACCCUUGAACAUGCUCUUCAACAUGCCGUUACUGCUGUUUGUUGCGCUUAUUGGGGCUACCGUUGGAGGAUUAGUAGCACGUCAGCGAAAAGCAGAAUUGCAGCGGUUGAAUGAACAGCUCCGCCAGAUCAAUGCUGCUUUACGAAGGCAAGCCAAGAUUGAGUCUUAUGCACCUAACUUAAGUUACGCGCCUGCCGGUGGUAGAGUUGUGGAAUCUGAAGUAAUUGUUGAUCCAAAGAAGGAGGAAUUAGUAUCUCGCUUGAAAAACGGGAAGAAAUUUCUUAGAAACCAAGCGCCAGAAAAGGCGCAGUUGGAGUUUAAAAUUGCUCUUGACCUUGCACAAAAUUUAAACGAACCUUUAAGGGAAAAGAAAGCAGCUCGGGGCUUAGGAGGUUAUGGGUUCAAGCCUUGGAAACAGCCUCUUUCUGCCAGGGGCGUCUUUACAACGGCAGGGCAAGUACCGGGAAGCUAUUAAGUAUCACUCGUUGGUUCUUGAAUUAUCGGCAAGACAUGGCGAGGACUCGGGUAGCACAGAAGCUUAUGGAGCAAUAGCUGAUUGUUACACUGAGCUUGGAGAUUUGGAACAAGCUGCAAAGUACUAUGAUCUGUAUAUUGCUAGAUUAGAAACUGAUUGAGUUGCUACUGUGAGGAUUUUUUGUACCUAUAAGUUAUGUAUUAUGACCAGGACGUCAUGGGUUCAAGCCUUGGAAACAGCCUCUGGCAGAAAUGCAAGGUAAGACUGCACACAAUACAUAACAUCCUUGUGGUGGGGCCCUUCCCCCGGACCAUGCGCAUAGCGGGAGCUUUAGUGCAUCGGGCUGACCUUUUAUAAGUUAUGUAUUAUGAAGUCGAUCUUAGGGAAGACCAAGACCAUUCGUAUGGUUGAAUUGAUGAAUUCGCUUCCAUCUCUUCGACUGAACCUAAAAUAUUUUGUUUAUAUUUAUGCAUUCAAAGUAGAAUGCUCAGAGCUUGAGGCUACCCAUUGUUUCUCAGGAGAGCCUUUUUUUGUAUCACCAUACUUUAUAAAGUUGUCCUUUCCAUUUUUA
This is a messenger RNA of Capsicum annuum, 1446 nucleotides long. RefSeq names its product protein FLUORESCENT IN BLUE LIGHT, chloroplastic. Gene Ontology annotation, molecular function: protein binding. Gene Ontology annotation, biological process: chlorophyll biosynthetic process. The coding region runs from base 114 to 875 and encodes 253 amino acids. Lineage: Eukaryota; Viridiplantae; Streptophyta; Magnoliopsida; Solanales; Solanaceae. The record is from RefSeq and is a predicted model, not a curated record. The transcript is spliced from 5 exons.